AUGGAAGGUGCAUUCUUUUCUCUUUUGGUUGAUGGAUCACAUGAUUCUUCAACUAAAGAGCAAAUGGCAGUAGUAUUGCGUUAUGUGAACAAAAAAGGAGAAGCAAUUGAAAAGUUUUUGGGUGUACAACAUGUCACUUCUACAACUAGUAGCUCACUUGAAGAGGCUAUUGAGAGAUUUUUUGCUACAACAAAUUUGACUCAUGUAGCCGUUGCAAAGGGAAUUGAGGGCGUCGCCAUUUUCUUCAACAAUGCUAGUAUCUUGGUCAAUACUAUUGGAUCAUCGUGUAAGCAUCGUGAUGCAUUUAGAGAGAAACAACUAGAACAAAUUACAAAAACUCUUGAUAUUGUUGAUCUUGAAAUGGCUGUGGUGGAGGUGCUUGAAUGGAUUAAAGAUGAUACCAACCAAGACAAUUUCGAAGAAGCAAAUGAGUUAUCACAAGCAUUACAAAAGAAAGAUGAAGAUAUUGUGAAUGCGAUGGCAUUAGUGGAGGUAUGCAAGCAAAGAUUACAAUCCUUGAGAGAUGAUGAUUUUGGGAACUUGCUUGAUGAUGUACAAAAGUUUUGUGAAGAGCAUGAUAUUGUUGUUCCUAACAUGGAGGAUUUGCAUUUCGUACCCGAAAAAUCAAGGCGUAAAGCUCCAAGACUCACAAACUUCCAUUACUAUCGUGUGGACCUCUAUUUUCAAGUCCUUGAUACGCAAUUAAAGGAAUUGAAUGAUCACUUCGAUGAGGUAAACACUGAAUUGCUUCUUUGUAUGGCAUGUUUGAGUCUGGUGAAUAAUUUUGCAUCUUUUGAUAAAGCAAAAAUUGUUCAUCUAGCCCAACAUUAUCCUCAAGAUUUUGAUCGUAUGGACCUCAUAAAUCUUCCAAUUCAACUUGACAAUUACAUUCAUGAUAUGAAGAUGCAUAGUGAGUUUUCAUCAUUGAGAGGAAUUGUGAUCUUGCAAAGGAGUUGGUGA
This is a messenger RNA of Malus domestica (apple), 960 nucleotides long. NCBI's taxonomy places the organism in Eukaryota, Viridiplantae, Streptophyta, Magnoliopsida, Rosales, Rosaceae. The record is from RefSeq and is a predicted model, not a curated record.